This is a messenger RNA of Eleginops maclovinus (Patagonian blennie), 2050 nucleotides long. RefSeq names its product ADP-ribosylation factor-like protein 4C. The record is from RefSeq and is a predicted model, not a curated record. The transcript has a single exon. Lineage: Eukaryota; Metazoa; Chordata; Actinopteri; Perciformes; Eleginopidae. Gene Ontology annotation, molecular function: GTPase activity; GTP binding. Gene Ontology annotation, cellular component: plasma membrane; cytoplasm. Bases 577 to 1155 code for a protein of 192 amino acids. Gene Ontology annotation, biological process: endocytic recycling; intracellular protein transport.
GAGAAAUGCUCUUCAAUCUGGAACCGUUUCUGAGGCUUUAUUCCGAACACACAGAUCCCUAUAAGGUGUUUAUAGGAAGUGCUGCACGUAAAGUUACUGUGUGUGUGUGUGUGUGUGUGUGUGUGUGUGUGUGUGUGUGUGUGUGUGUGUGUGUGUGUGUGUGUGUGUGUGUGUGUGUGUGUGUGUGUGUGUGUGUGUGUGUGUGUGUGUGUGUGGGUGGGUGGAGCUUCUCUUGUUUUGCUGUCUUGUGUUUUCUCUCUCAGCCUCACAACAGAGAGGAGGACCGGGGAGGAGACAGCCACACACGGCACCGGAGGACCCUGAUUGUACCGGCUGGAGCCCCGGAGCAGGAAGCACACAUUACCCCGGGAGCUGCUGGAUCUAUCCGUGCGUUAAAAAAGGAGUGUUUCGCUGAACCCUGCAGGAUACAGGGGGGGUAUCACCGUCACAUUGUCCCGCAGGAGGCGGACUGUGGAAAUGGAUGUUAGUGCGUGAGGGGAAUACGAAUGCGUCCUGGGAUUAAAACUUUACUUCCAGGGCUGGAUUAAAAACAAAAACAGAUAUUGAAACGUGAAAAUGGGCAACAGCUUCUCCAACAUCUCUGCCUUCCAGUCCCUGCACAUCGUCAUGCUGGGGCUGGACUCUGCGGGGAAAACCACGGUGCUCUACAGGCUGAAAUUCAACGAGUUCGUGAACACGGUGCCCACCAUCGGCUUCAACACCGAGAAGAUCAAGCUGAGCAACGGCACCGCCAAGGGCAUCAGCUGCCACUUCUGGGACGUGGGGGGCCAGGAGAAGCUGAGGCCCCUCUGGAAGUCCUACAGUCGCUGCACGGACGGCAUUAUCUACGUGGUGGACUCGGUGGACGUGGACCGGCUGGAGGAGGCCAAGACCGAGCUGCACAAAGUCACCAAGUUCUCGGAGAACCAGGGCACCCCGCUGCUGGUCAUCGCCAACAAGCAGGACCUGCCCAAGUCCCUGCCGGUGGUGGACAUCGAGAAGCAGUUGGCCCUGCAGGAGCUGACCCCCUCCACCCCCUACCACAUCCAGCCGGCCUGUGCCAUUAUAGGCGAGGGUCUGCACGAGGGCAUGGACAAACUGUACGAGAUGAUCCUGAAGAGGAGGAAGUCUCUGAAGCAGAAGAAGAAGCGGUAGCACCAGCUGGGACUGGUUUAGUUUACUGUGCAGUGAUUCGUUGUGGAUUAAAAGUCAGAUUUCUGCAGAUUAAAGUCAGAACAAACUGUAUGAGGUGACCCUGGAGCCGAAGAGAAGCUGCUGGUGCUGGGACUGCUGCACCACAGGUUCACUCUGCAGUGAUCCUGGAUGAAAGCUGAGUGCUUCUGCAGGAUUUACAAAUACAACCAAAAAGACAGAAACACUGGACUGUUCAGAUCAGCGUGGGGGAGUACGGGAGAGGAUUAGGGCCACAAGAGGAAAAGAUGUUUGGGAUGUGAGUGAAAGUAAAAAUGUGAAUAUAGCUUUGGCUGUUGGGAUUAAAGUCAGAAUUGCAUAAAAACUGACUUUUAUUCCCAAGUUUUCUACAUUUUAUCAAACUUUUGGGGGAUUUCUGACUUCAAUCACAGAUAUUUUUGUGGUCUCCGCCCCAAAGCAUUUCCUCACCUAGCCCCGAUCCUCCUCUGUAGAGGAAGAGGAGCGGCUGGCCCGCCUUAUCUGCUGCUUUAACCACAGAAGAAGAAGCUCACUCCAUGGCAUUUUGAUUUCCACCCCACAGGAAGUCCAGCUGUGGGGGUUUGGUUUUGCACGUGGCUCGGGUCACUCUGUUGUGUUUUUUUUGGGAUAAUCUGUGAAUCAUGCUGACUGUUUUUUUGUUUCCUGUGGGAGCGUUGAAGUAGCCUUUCCUCUGCUGGUGGACGGAGGUCAGGGUCCACCACUUUGCACUUUUCAUUUCCCACAACCUAACAGACACUGUAUGCAUAAAUAUAGAGGAGCAGAUCCAGGUGCUUUAUGUACUAAAGAAGCCAAAAUUGAAGUAUUUUUUGAAUAUUAAAAGAUGAAAAAAAUCCACAACUGUUCUUCUUCUUUUGCACCA